Megalobrama amblycephala (Wuchang bream) is the source of this 746-nucleotide messenger RNA. It is a transcript of the gene negaly6, whose product is annotated as neuromast-expressed gpi-anchored lymphocyte antigen 6. Bases 108 to 746 code for a protein of 212 amino acids. The record is from RefSeq and is a predicted model, not a curated record. Lineage: Eukaryota; Metazoa; Chordata; Actinopteri; Cypriniformes; Xenocyprididae. The transcript has 5 exons.
UUUUUUUUUUUUUUUUUUGAGGUACAGUAUCAGUUUCAGCAUGUUUCAUGUUUCUGAGGGAUGUAGUCUCCUGUCCCUCCCUUCUUAUCUCAGUCUGAGCUCUCAAAAUGGCACUGUCUGUCCUCUGUAUUCUCAUGAGUACACUUUUCUACAAAGUAAAUGCCUUAACCUGCUAUCAGUGCAUUCCUGAGACAUCAACUAAAUGCACUGAAACUAAAGUGGAGUGUCCUGUGGGUCAGUGUGGGACCAUGAAAACCACAUCGUACACAGGAAACAACAAAUUGGCUGACAUGGUUAUGAAGAACUGCUCUGCAGCUCGACAAUGCGGGACUGCCUCUGUAAACUUUGGAAUUACUCAAAUAUUCAUAAACAAUCAGUGCUGCGGCACUAACCUGUGCAAUAAUAACCAAAGCGAACCAGAACCACCCAAAAGUAUCCCAAAUGGAAUGGAUUGCUACACCUGCAAUGGAGAAGACUGCUCAUCAACUUUACCUUGUGCUAAUGAUGAAGAUCAUUGUAUCAAGGCAACAGUCAAUACUGAUGGACAGACGCUGAUAAUGAAAGGAUGUGCAACCUUAAGUUUCUGUAGGGGUGACCUGCCCACCCAGAUCGGCCAGUCCAGUUCAUCAUCGGUGGACCUGAACUGCUGUGAAGGACAUCUCUGUAACAGCGCUCAAUCCGUCAAUCCGAGCCGCUGGUUUCAGCUGGGGCUUCUGAUGUAUGCCAUCAUACAGAUGACAUUUUGA